Cucurbitaria berberidis CBS 394.84 is the source of this 2753-nucleotide messenger RNA. RefSeq names its product zinc metallo protein-like proteinase. NCBI's taxonomy places the organism in Eukaryota, Fungi, Ascomycota, Dothideomycetes, Pleosporales, Cucurbitariaceae. Gene Ontology annotation, cellular component: cytoplasm. The coding region runs from base 198 to 2549 and encodes 783 amino acids. The record is from RefSeq and is a predicted model, not a curated record. The transcript has 4 exons.
UGCUUCUGCCAGCAUAGCCUGCAUCGAUAUUGCCAUUGCCGCAUUCCGCAAGCCUGUUCCCUACUCCAGUGUCCAUCACACUGCAUUACGCGUCCUCCGCACAGCUUCUAUAAGCUCCACAUCGCUCCCCGGCCGUCGCUCCUUACGCCUAUGCGUCCGUACCCGGCCCAAUAUACCAGCGCCGUAGCAUAGCCUAGAUGCCUUCGUUCCUAAGUAGUUUGCGCAGAAAGAGUAGUCGAAGCUCCAAAGCCAGCGGCAGGCAUGGCCAGGUGGUUCUAGAUGGUCAGGCGAACGGACAGAAUGGCAAUGGUUUGUCCCAUCGCGUCUCUGCUUCGACGCUGAACUCUUCGCAAGUCGGCUCGUCGACACCAUCCACCACGCCGGCCACGUCGACGACCGAAGAUGUUACAACCCUGACCAAAAACCUCACAAAUGGUCCCACGCCUCUACCGGCUCGGCCCCAGCGGCCCUCUGUCGAACCCGUCAAGCGUUACAGCAUGAAUGGCUUAUCUUCGCCAACAUCCACUGGCUCCAAUGCGUCGCUGAACAAAUCGUCGCUUCUCGCACCGCGCGUCAUUUCCGUUUCGGAUAACUCAUGGGUGCAUCAACAAGUACUACUAAUAUUCGGACAGGUCGGUGAAGCGAAUAGUAGGCCGCUGGACGGUACAAUUACGGUUAACCACCAUCAAGGCCGCUUCCCAGCUACAUGCUGGCCGGUCCACGACUCAUACUUCAAGGCUUUGGUGCAUCUGGAGCCUGGGUGGAAUCGCAUUCGUCUAGACUUUGCUUCGCCCAAGGUGUCAUCCAACAAUACUUCCGUCCCCUGCCAUGCCUCUUUCAUAAACAUCAACUACCUGCCGCUAUCGCAUUCUCCGCCUCUUCAACUGGCCAUCAUUCUUGGCCGGGACUCUCCAGGCACAUAUGACGUACCUCCAGAUCGCAUGCAGCGGGAAGGAAACGGCCUAGAUCUUGCGAUUCGGAAAUUCCGCAUGGCGGCAUAUCUUUGGCAGGCUUUCACAGGCGAGCAGAUGAAGCGGUACGGUUUUGGUCGACGCUGCUUCCGCUUCGAGGACGCUUGGGAGCCAGGGACUUUGAGCUUCCAGGACUGGGCAACCAACCAAUAUCGAACGCAGGCGAAGGUCCAUGUCAUUCGCUCUAGCAAGACUGUCGCCGAGAUCCAGGAUCUUGAGCGUGCUCAGCAAUACGGGCCUGGGACGAAGAAGGGGGAACUCUUCGAUAUUGCCCUAGAAGCCUGCAGAGACUAUUUCCACCCAACGCAAAAACACUACGUUUCCUGCAUGUUUCUCGACUCGCGUUGGGACCAGAAGGAGAACACGAUUCGAGGACAUGCAGCUCUAGGCGGCGGAGCUGGAGACCUACAGAUUGGUAUAUUUGGUUCGCACGCACUCCACAGCUAUCCAUCGAGUAUCGAAGAGGUUUUCCAGUCCUUCCAGGACUGCACUCGGACAGACACCGCUUUUGUCGCAAAUGACUGUAACGAGUCCGGCAGCAAUUGGGAAACUGCCAACAUAGGAAUUGGCGCUCACCUCCACGAGACUGGGCAUCUAUUCGGAUGCCCACACCAGGAGUCUGGCGUCAUGUUACGCGACUACGUUACCUUGAAUCGUACAUUUAUUUGUCGAGAAUCAUAUUCGACCCGAACCAAAUCACCCGGCCAACGGCUUGUUUUGCCCAAUGAUGAAUGUAGAUGGCACAAACUAGAUGUGCUCCGUUUCCGAUUCCAUCCGUGCUUCCGGAUACCAAUCGACCAGGACAAUCUCAACGGAGAUAGCAGCGUGCAAGUGUGGACGGUUGAUAGCGGUCAAGGUGGUGUAAUUGCAACAUCGAAAUCUGGGAUCGCAUGGGUUGAGCUGUACCCAGAGGGAGACGAUGUUUGCCAUUACUGGAGAGAGUUUCCUGAGUCGGACAAUCAGUUUCCACGACAGGUUGCACUGGAAGAGGCCACUCUCCGCGCACUCAUGCCCAAGGAGAAGCUCAAGUCACGACUGAAGAUCGAGGUCUUCUCUGCAGGCGGAGGGAGUCACGUUAUCGAAGACUUUAGUCUGCUUGCGAACCAAAAGCUGGCUCGCGUUAAAUUUCCCGAUGGUCGUUGGGGUUACCGAGGCAGCAAGUUGGGGUACUCGCAGAUGGAGGGCUCACAACCGCAAGAGAUUCUGCUCGAGAACACGUACAUAUCGACUAAGCUCCUGCUUAGCGUCAAAGUGUAUCAUGGUUUCGCCCUAGACGGCCUAGAAUUCAUCUAUGAGGACGCGACUAGCCAGCUAUUUGGCAAGCGCGGAGGUACUCCCACUGAUUUCCCGUUGGAUACGCGGAAGGGAGAGCUUAUAUUAGGUUUUGCUCUGCGGGCAGGGCUUUGGAUCGAUGGCAUCCAGAUCUUGACGACCUUGGGUAGGAAGAGUGAUUGGUUCGGCAAUCCUAAUGGUGGUAGCGGGCACACGCUCAUCCCUCCUCGCGGGUAUACAAUCGGCGGCAUAUCCGGAUCCUGUGGUAGUUGGAUUGACGGCUUUUCGUUGAUCAUCACGCGCUGAGACUAUUGCGUACAUAUUCAGCUUUUGACACCUCUUUGUUUGGGCAUCGCGUUCGAUUAUCCGGAUGUCUACACUAAGACGCCUACUCUAGUAGUCGUCGUUGUCCAUCUAUCAUCGAGGGUGUCCAAACGGACCCCAUCGCCCAUGAAGACCCGGCUGGAGAUAAUGAACUGAUAUGUUGGUCAUAGGCUGAGGCUUAAGCCU